GGAGGAGGAGGACCGAGGACAAACCACAGAUGUGAGCCAGUUUGUUGAAACAUGCGUGGUUGAUGACAGCAGCACUAAAUCCACCAUGGUAGGUACAUGGUAGGACCCCCGAGAUCUGGUCUAACACUGCCCGGGAAUGAAUGGAGUUCACACGUGGUGAUUGGGACUAUCUGAAGAAGCAGUGUGGGAAGAUUUCGGAAGAUUAAGCCGCUCCUGCUCUCUCUCACCCUCUCCCUCCCUCCCUCCACCUCCACCUCCACCAAACUCUGUGGCACAGCCGGGAGACACUUUCUUCAGCUGUUUGUUUGAAUCCAGAUUGUCGCUUUUUCUUUUUCCUCCCCCGUUUAUACACUCGACAGUUGCUGAUAUAAAUGAUGAAGUUUAAGCCCAACCAGACCAGGACGUACGACGGGGAAGGGUUCAAGAGAAGAGCGGCGUGUUUGUGCUUCAAAAACGAAACCGAGGAGGAGGUGCUGCUGGUGAGCAGCAGUCGACAUCCAGACCAAUGGAUCGUGCCAGGAGGAGGAAUGGAGCCUGACGAGGAGCCCUGUGGAGCCGCCGUCAGGGAGGUGUAUGAAGAGGCUGGUGUGAAGGGAAAGCUUGGCAGACUACUAGGUAUUUUUGAGCACAAUCAAGACAGAAAGCACCGGACGUACGUCUAUACCCUCAUAGUGACGGAGACACUGGAAGACUGGGAGGACUCUGUCAACAUUGGGAGGAAGAGGAUGUGGUUCAAAGUUGACGAAGCCAUCAGGGUCCUGCAGAGCCACAAGCCUGUCCACGCAGAGUACCUACGCAGACUCACAAACACCUGUAACCCCACCUGCGGUCCUGUGUGCAGCCCGACUAAUAACGGCAACACCCCAAGCUCCCAAGUGAUGGACAACAACACACCUCACUAUGUUGUUUACUCCACACAGGGCUCAGAUCUAGUCAACAGAUAGGGACCGCAACCCCCCCCCGCAGCAAGCAGGACACCAGGACGGACAUAUCAUGUGCAAAAAGACUUCUGCAUUGAUUUGCAUUACUAACGCAGCCUCUUAAUAUGUACAGUAUGGGAUUUUGAAAGCGAUUUCGAGUGGGCUUGAAGAGUUGCUAAAAUGUUUUCCACGUAUAUAUUUAUGAUUUUUUUUUUUUUAAGGAUAUUUUUUAACAACCAUCACCAGCUAAUAGAGCAAAUGUGUUCAUGUAAAGUGUUAAGCUUUAGGUGGGUUUUUGUCAAUGUGCUACUUAUGCAAUGUAAAGGUCCGUUUUAGCCCUACGUGCUGAAUAUUUGCCUUGCAUUGCACCAAGUGUCUGGGUGGUUUCCUGGAGGCCAGUACUGGGAAGUGUUUGCUCUUAGAGGAAGUCAUAUCCCCACAGUGACUCAGUGCCAAAUAAUGCCCUUUUGUGAAUUGUUAGGGCACUUUUUGGGAGUAAAGCUACUGUCACUUCACUACAGCUCAGAUUUGGUGAGGUAUUUUGCCUAAAGAGAGCUGAGGGCAAAGUCUGCUUUGAUGCAACGAGUGCGAACAACAUUUCUCCUCCUGUAAUUACGACCUUAAAGGUACAUACAGUAUCAUCUCUAAUCACUAGCAACAGUGUAACACUGUAAUAAAGCCUAGGUGACACUGAAAUGGAGACUUAAAUACUCCUUCCUCAAACAUUGUUUUAUUUGUACAUAUAUUUAAUGUUGUCCGGCUGAGUAAAUUACAGUAUAUUGGCACAGUUAGAUAAAUAUCAGCGUUCUUAUAGUGGAACAGAACUGCAUAAUAAUAACAAUUGCGAUAGUGCCAAAGAAAGACAUUAUUCAGCACUACAAGAAGAACCAUAUUAAGUGCAUUUGACAAAGUCCUUUUUUAAUGUCCAAGGCUACAAUAAGGAGGUUUUAGAUUACAGUGUGUUUUAUUCAGAGACCUCGAAGUGCCUUCACAAACACAUUAGUAAAUUGUGUUUAUCUUCUGGACACUGCACCUGCAGUACAAUCUGCCUUACACACACAAAACCAGCCCUUUGUUUUACUCAGCUGUGGUAAGAUUAGAACAAUGUUACAGUUAAAUGUACAUUAUUUAGUAUUGAUUAAAUUUAUUUAUUUAUGUUUCAUGGAGGGGAUUCCCCCCCCGUCCCUCCUCCCAUCAUAAACCGGAAACUAUGACAGGAAGUCAUGGUCAGUGUGCAGGCCUGACUUUUUUUUUGUAGAGAGCAGAAAGUGCAAAUGAUGUGAUAAAUUCAGUUUAUUGAUCAUUGGUUCUUGGCAAAAAAAACAAAAACGGAUUAACCCUUAUUAUUAUUAUUAUUAUUUUUUUUUUUUUUCUAUUUCUGCAUGUGUGACUGUAAUAGUCUGCUGUGCACCAUCAUGUUUGUAUAUAAAAACCGCAAAAUAAAAAAACAAAAACAGUU
Dicentrarchus labrax (European seabass) is the source of this 2379-nucleotide messenger RNA. RefSeq names its product nudix (nucleoside diphosphate linked moiety X)-type motif 4a (gene nudt4a). NCBI's taxonomy places the organism in Eukaryota, Metazoa, Chordata, Actinopteri, Moronidae. Gene Ontology annotation, biological process: diadenosine hexaphosphate catabolic process; adenosine 5'-(hexahydrogen pentaphosphate) catabolic process; diadenosine pentaphosphate catabolic process. The transcript has 5 exons. The coding region runs from base 372 to 944 and encodes 190 amino acids. Gene Ontology annotation, cellular component: cytoplasm; nucleus. The record is from RefSeq and is a predicted model, not a curated record. Gene Ontology annotation, molecular function: diphosphoinositol-polyphosphate diphosphatase activity; bis(5'-adenosyl)-hexaphosphatase activity; bis(5'-adenosyl)-pentaphosphatase activity.